AUGUCGUCCCCGCCUCGUCGUUCUAGCCUCGGAAUGUUACUUCGUCGCAGCAAGAGCAGCGACCUGAAAAGGCAGCAGGCUGCUCGGGAGCUGGAGCUCCAGCGCCAGCGUGAUGCUAUUCCUCGGUCCCCACCGCGCCUGCCCAUUCUUUACAAUGGCGCUCCUACACCUGGGCUAGGUCUCGGCAGUGAUGCUCGUCCCGACUCCAUCUCCAUCGUUUCUGGAAGAGCCGACCAAAUGGCGUCUGCUACACCCAGAGCUUCAAUCGACCCGCCUCGCUCCGCGAUCAGCCUCCAACACCCCCCGCUUCCCAACGGCGGCUUUGAUCCUUACGCGGGGGCCGGCAGCAUGGCGCAUAGGGGCCGCUACAGCUACGCGAGCAGCGCCAUCAGUACCAUCAACAGCCCUAGAAGGGUUCGGAGGAGGAAGGAUCCCACUCCCUUCAACAUCCUCAUCGUUGGCACUGCCAAUUCGGGCAAAACUUCGUUUCUCGAGUUCCUCAAGACAGCGCUCGCUCUCCCCGCGAGGAAGCGGUCCAAGAUUCCGUCCGAUACCGAUGAGCCCCCAAGGGUCGCCCCCUCCGGCAACUUCAUCCCCCACUAUCUGGAGACCGAAAUCGACAGCGAGCGUAUUGGACUAACGCUUUGGGAUUCGGAGGGCCUGGAGAAGAAUGUUGUGGACCUGCAACUCCGCGAGAUGUCAAGUUUUCUCGAGAGCAAGUUUGAAGAGACCUUUGCCGAAGAGAUGAAGGUGAUCCGAUCUCCCGGCGUGCAGGAUACCCACAUUCACGCGGUGUUCCUUGUCCUGGAUCCGUCCCGCCUUGACCGGAACAUCGCCGCAGCUAGAGGCGCGGCAACAAAAGGCCAUCACAAUGGAGGGAAACACUACCCUCAUAGUCGCAUCUUGGGCGGCUUAGAUGAAGACCUGGAUUUGCAGGUCUUGCGCACGUUGCAAGGCAAGACGACAGUUAUCCCGGUCAUCGCCAAGGCCGAUACGAUCACCACCAAACACAUGAACAUGUUGAAGAAGACGGUAGCGGAGAGCCUCAAGAAAGCAAAUCUUGACCCGCUGGAAGCUCUGGGCCUUGACGAUGACGACGACGACUCGGUUACCGAUUCCAACAAGAUCGAUGAGGUAGACGAGGAACAGGUGUCCGACCCCAGCGACGAAGACGCUGUCAUUGAAACCGACGAGCAGGACCCAGAGCAGCCUAUCCCAGUCCAUGGUUCUUCCCCCAAGUCCAAACGACUUUCCAGUGGCUCCCCCCGCCAGAAAAAGACUUCAGAAGAUGACCAGAAGGAAGAAGAGGCCCCUUUCCUGCCUCUCUCGAUCUUGAGCCCGGACAUCUACGAGCCCGAUGUUAUCGGCCGGCAAUUUCCGUGGGGAUUUGCUGAUCCGUACAACGAGCAGCACUGCGAUUUCGUUCGGCUCAAGGAGACUGUCUUCAGCGAGUGGCGAGGCGAGCUUCGUGAGCUUAGCAGGGAGCAGUGGUAUGAGGGCUGGAGGACGAGCAGGCUCAAGCAGGGGACCCAGCCUCGUCGGUGA
This is a messenger RNA of Dichotomopilus funicola, 1545 nucleotides long. RefSeq lists its product as uncharacterized. Bases 1 to 1545 code for a protein of 514 amino acids. NCBI's taxonomy places the organism in Eukaryota, Fungi, Ascomycota, Sordariomycetes, Sordariales, Chaetomiaceae. Gene Ontology annotation, biological process: cytoskeleton-dependent cytokinesis; intracellular protein localization. Gene Ontology annotation, molecular function: GTPase activity; molecular adaptor activity; GTP binding. The record is from RefSeq and is a predicted model, not a curated record. Gene Ontology annotation, cellular component: microtubule cytoskeleton; cell division site; septin complex. The transcript is spliced from 2 exons.